UCAAUAAUAAAGGCACUUAAUAAAUGCAUUUGGCACUCUCGCUAAUUGAAGUCUUUUUAUUCGUACAGCAACGAGGUGUUAUAAAGAUACCCUUAUGUUCUUUCCUUAAUUGCCAAAGGAAGAAAAAAGUUAUUGUUAAUUUCCCAACCAAACUUUGUCUGAUUCGCGUAAUAUGAGCUGUUUUUGUGUAAUCCCAUGGGAAUUGUUUUUUGGUUGUCUUUUUUCUCCAGCGACUUGUUAACGCGGGCUGCUAAUUGGAAUUAGCCAUUAGCGAUGUCGUCGGCGGAUUCAUUAGCAACCCUUUAAAUGUGCAGCGGCAUCAAUCAGUGUCAUGCAGUUGUCCCUCGGCCAUCGUGAUGAAUGGCCCAAUGUGGUUCCUGAGUGGGCUUUGCCUGAUUACCCUGGUUGGUGGCGCAACGGUAAUUGAAUUACUGGACAGGAUAAAGCUGGAGUCCGACUUUGAGUACGUGCUGCUCAUGAAGAACAGGAACUUCAGUCUGCCGGAUCAGGUUUGGAAUGGCAGUUCGUUGUCAAAGGAUAUUAUGGAAACAUUUGAAGUGCCUGUUCUUCGGUUGAACGAGAAUGUGAGCUACUUUUUGCACAAUAGUAUGAACAGGCGACUGGUUUCGAUUGUGUUUGUUAAUGACACGAAUUUGGAUAACCACAUUGGUCUUCUAAAAGCCCUGGUGUUGAAUCUUAGGCACAUGACCACUUCUAGGGUGAUUUUUCUAAUACAAUCGGAAGCUUCAACAGAAAUGCUUUAUAAUUUAUUCAAGUAUUGCUGGCGAAAAAAGCUGUUGAAUGUGAUCGUUCUCUUUGAAGAUUUCGAGGAAACCUCAACGUUUUACAGCUACUCGCAUUUUCCUAUAUUACAAAUAGAAGAGCGAAUCUACGAACCCAGGCUAGAAUCGCUACCAAUUUUUCCCGAUCGCAUGAGAAAUUUGCAUGGCUAUGAGAUGCCAGUGAUUAUUGGAGGAACUACACCUCGUAUGAUUGCUUACAGAAACAAGAAGGGUCAAGUGGUUUACGACGGAACCGUGGGUCAUUUUAUGAAUGUUUUUCAGCAGAAGUACAAUGUAAGAUUUGUCCAACCAUUGGUGGGAAAAAAUCCUUUGGACUUUGCACCUUCUAUGCAAACAGUGGCAGCAGUGCGAAAUGAAACCGUGGAUAUAUCUAUGUCUCUGACUUAUCCAACGAUUCCGCCAUAUGGUUUUAGUUAUCCUUACGAACAGUUGAACUGGUGCGUAAUGCUGCCAGUGGAGGCCGAUGUGCCACCUUUUGAGUAUUACACGAGGGUCUUUGAACUGGCUGCCUUUUUGUUAACUCUGGGAAUUCUGGUUAUUAUAUCAUGUUUGCUGACCAGCACCUUAAGGCUUCAUGGUUAUGCGACAAACUAUAGUGAAUAUAUACUUCAUGACAGCUGCUUGAGAGGAGUUCUUGGACAAUCCUUCGUUGAAGUUCUUAGAGCUCCAACCCUCGUAAGGGGUAUUUAUCUAGAGAUUUGUGUUUUAGGUAUCCUGAUCACUGCCUGGUACAACUCAUAUUUCUCCAGCUAUGUAACCACUGCACCAAAGCAACCCGCUUUCAGAAGUUAUGAUGAUAUUCUGGCCUCUAGAUUGAAGGUUGUGGCCUGGAAGCCGGAAUAUGCCGAGUUGGUUGGCCGGCUUUUGGAGUUUCGCAAGUACGAGAAAAUGUUCCUGGUUGAACCCGAUUUUAACCAAUAUCUGGCUCGUCGCGAUACAAUGGAUUCUCGGUACGGCUACAUGAUAAGCUCUAACAGAUGGGUGUUGAUCAACGAGCAGCAAAAGGUCUUCUCUCGACCACUUUUUCAGAAACGCGACGAUUUCUGCUUUUUCAACAACAUACCUUUUGGAUUUCCUUUGCACGAGAACUCAGUUUUCAUGGAACCCGUGCAAAAGUUAAUAAUGGAGUUGGCGGAAACAGGACUAACAUUUCACUGGAUGUCCACGGGUUUUACGGAGCUCAUUGAAGCGGGAGAAAUGCACUUCGUGGACUUGAGUCCCCAUCGAGAAUUCAGGGCCAUGCAAGUCCAGGACCUUCAGUACGUUUGGUAUGGUUUCGCCUUCAUGGUGGUAUUUUCCUCCCUAGUUUGGCUACAGGAAAUUUUGAGCUAUAGAUUCAAAAGGCAACCCAUUUUCCCACGACGUUUAUUAUUUCGAAACCAAAAGAAAAGUUAG
This is a messenger RNA of Drosophila ficusphila, 2198 nucleotides long. RefSeq lists its product as uncharacterized. Lineage: Eukaryota; Metazoa; Arthropoda; Insecta; Diptera; Drosophilidae. The record is from RefSeq and is a predicted model, not a curated record. Bases 357 to 2198 code for a protein of 613 amino acids. The transcript is spliced from 2 exons.